Girardinichthys multiradiatus is the source of this 7048-nucleotide messenger RNA. RefSeq names its product sodium/potassium/calcium exchanger 2-like. Gene Ontology annotation, molecular function: calcium channel activity; calcium, potassium:sodium antiporter activity. Lineage: Eukaryota; Metazoa; Chordata; Actinopteri; Cyprinodontiformes; Goodeidae. The record is from RefSeq and is a predicted model, not a curated record. Gene Ontology annotation, cellular component: membrane. The transcript has 12 exons. Gene Ontology annotation, biological process: calcium ion transmembrane transport; long-term synaptic depression; long-term synaptic potentiation. The coding region runs from base 276 to 2624 and encodes 782 amino acids.
ACCAAGGAGGGAAACUGUGGUCCGUUUAAAGCGGACCAAAAGUGGCAGGUGUGAAUACACCCUUUAUCAUCCUUUCACCUGGGCAGGAGUCCGGUAGGUGCUUCUCCUAAAACACACCUUCAGGUUGAAGCCGCCCGGCUGUGAAAAGAUAAACCCCACUCUCUUUCUGCCUCAGCUCCGUUUGUGGAGUCUUCUCACCACAUAACGGCACAGAAGCCACCGCGGAAUAGCAAUGCAUCUGAUCUAACUUCCUGCUGGGACUCUAGACGGUGAACAUGCAGUCGCCUCAGAGGAGGAGGCUCAAGCGCAGCCGUGUCCUCUUCUUAGUCUCAGGCAUACUGCUGUGUUUCAUCUACACACUGAGUCUGAAGACCAGGCAGCCUCAAGCCCCUAUCAGGACCGAUGUUGGAUCAGACAGGGGCGGUGAGGAUGCUGUGGAGGUCGGACUUCGGGAGGUGAGAGCAUCCAAUGAGACUGAGGAGGAGAUGAUCGUCAACAGGACAGAUCUAGAGCAGUGCAUCUACGUGCAUCCACGGCUACCCAGAGCACGUCCAACUCCCCCGCCGCUGACCACCACAGCUCCUCCCAAACAACCCCUCCAGCCCCCACAAAGUAAGGUGGACUAUCCAGAAGACUACUUCUCAGUACGGCAGAGACGGCAAGGCUGGGUGUUCCUGCAUGUCACUGGCAUGAUCUACAUGUUUGUUGCUCUGGCCAUCGUCUGCGACGAGUUCUUCGUUCCUGCGCUGGAGGUCAUCACUGCCAAGCUGGAGAUCUCAGACGACGUGGCUGGAGCCACCUUCAUGGCGGCUGGAGGCUCUGCCCCGGAGCUCUUCACCUCCCUUAUCGGUGUCUUCAUCUCCCACAGCAACGUGGGCAUCGGCACCAUCGUGGGCUCGGCUGUCUUCAACAUCCUAUUUGUGAUUGGUAUGUGUGCCAUCGUCUCCCGGGAGAUGCUGCGCCUCACCUGGUGGCCGCUCUUCAGGGAUGUGACUUUCUACAUCCUGGACCUCAUCAUGCUCAUUGCCUUCUUCUCGGACAACAUGAUCUGGUGGUGGGAGAGCAUCAUACUAGUGCUGGGCUACGUGAGCUAUGUGGUCUUCAUGAAGUUCAACAGUCAGCUUGAGCGGACGUUCAAACGCCAGCUCAACAAGCACAAGAGCAUCGUCAAGGAUAGUGAGGCUGCACAACCUCCACGUCCUGCUGCAGAUCCCAAAAAAACGGAGAGCAAACCCAAGCAUGAAGUGGUACCACCUGUACCAAGCAGCCCUCAGCACAACAGCCUGCAACCAGAAUCACAAGAGGACAAAGCUCUGCUCAGGGUACGUCCUGUUUUACAGCGAGGUGGCAGCUCAGCAUCCCUCCACAACAUGUCUCUGAGGAGCACCAUCUUCCAGCUGAUGAUGUGCACACUCGACCCACUGGGAGAAGAAGCAGUCCUCAGAAUGGCCAUAAGAGCCAGCCGGCGAAAGAAAAUCACAAAAGAUGCCGGUGACCUUAGUGGCAGCUCCAUUGUCAGACGUUGUCCUCAUUUCAUGUCUGAACUACUUUCAAACAGAAAGUUUGAAGAUAGUGUGGAGGUGACUCAUGUCAAGUCUUCUGUUGUCCACUUUUGCCAAUCAGAAACGUCCUUUAACGGUGAUGUCAAAGGGGAGGGGCUUGUACAGAAGAAAGCAAAGAACAAAGUAAAACCUCUGGAUGUUCCAGUGAGAGAGAACCAAGAGAACUGGUCACAUCACCCCCAUGCCGAAGGUCAGAAACCCAAGAGCGAGCAGACUGCUUCUUUUGGAGCACCAGGGGGCGCUGCAGCUCAGCCAUCCACCUCGCAGCCUCCUGCAGAGGAGACCACGCAGAAGACCUCUGAAAGGCCAGAGGAGUCAAAGGCAGUGGCAUCAGAAGGAAGAUCUGGAGGCUCCCAGGACAGCGCUGAGGAAGACGGCGGUGAAGAUGAAAGCAGCGACUCCAGUGAGAGCAAGGAAGAGGAUAAUGAAGAAGAAGAGGAGACCCCGCCUCUGUCUUUGAAGUGGCCUGCAAAGCCACGCAAACAGGCCACCUACCUGUUGCUGCUGCCCAUCAUGUUCUUGCUGUGGCUGACGCUGCCGGACGUCCGCAAGCCGGCGUCCAGAAAAUUCUUAAUCCUCACGUUCCUCGGUUCCAUCUUCUGGAUUAGCAUCUUCUCCUACCUGAUGGUGUGGUGGGCUCAUCAGAUAGGUGAAACUAUUGGUAUUUCUGAGGAGGUCAUGGGCCUGACCAUCCUGGCAGCAGGAACAUCCAUCCCAGACCUCAUCACCAGUGUGAUUGUGGCUCGGAAAGGUUUAGGAGACAUGGCCGUCUCCAGCUCGGUGGGAAGCAACAUCUUUGACAUCACUGUUGGCCUGCCCAUCCCUUGGCUCCUAUACUCUGUGCUGCACAACGGCGAGGCUGUAACAGUCAGCUCCAACGGGCUGUUCUGCACCAUCGUGCUGCUCUUCCUCAUGCUCCUCUUCGUCAUCAUCUCCAUCGCCGCCAGUCGCUGGAAGAUGAGCAAAAAGCUGGGCAUCACCAUGUUCAUACUGUACUUUGUGUUCGUCGUCUUCAGUGUCCUGCUGGAGUACCAGGUUCUCAUCUGUCCAGUUUCAAUCUGAUGGCACCGAUGGACAUAAAUUUCCAGACCUGAUCGGUUCUGUGGGAUUUAUUUGUUACCAACCUUGUGCACCUCAGAAAUGUCUUAGUUCUCCAGGUACCAUCAUUAUGACUGAGGUGACCACACAUAUUUUUAAUCUGAAGCCCCACACAGCAAGUAUGCAUACAAUAAUUUUAAUAGUCCAAUAUUUAUUAUCUAAUCUAGUCUGUAGGUUCUUUUGUUAUUAGACAAACAAUUUUAUGUCUAAUAAAAUGUUUCAAUGGAGACUUUAGUCUUCAUCAUUGGUGUCUGCUGUUGUUCCCUGAGGCUGCCGGCUCAUCGCUGGAGGAUGUCGUUCCACGUGAAGGGAUGCUGGAAGGUUCCCUCAGCCUCAGCACCAUAGCGGUGUACGUUUGCUUUCCAAUCUUCACUGCCUCCAUAUUUCAACAAUUUGUUGUUUUCCAUGCUGGGAUUUUGGCCCUUUCCCAAUCCAUAAUGUGGUUUUCCCGUUUGCAGUGGUCCGCAUGGGGGGCAAAAUAAUUGUGGGUGUAAUAACAAAAGAACCUAAAGACUAUAUUGUAUACAGACACAAUGAACUUUGGAACAUUGGAAUAUUAUCUAAUCUGUCGAAGAGCAGCUAAAGAAUCCACAAAGUUAAUGUAACCAUAGUUUCUGGAUUACAUAGAGCCUUAAAUUACUGCUGGAUUCCUAGACUCCAUAGUUUAUCUACACUGGAAGUACCAGUUUGUGUCAGCAGGGGGCAGACUUUUGCCAUUUAGUCGGAAUCAAACUUAUUAAAAUAGUAGCCUGAUAUUUUAACUGCUGAUCAAACGUAACCUGAUAUUAUAAUUUCUGUACCUUUCAGAUGAUACUUUAACAUCUUGUUGGCCACUAGAUGGCGCACAUGUACUACAGUUUGAAGGCCAGUGUUUCAUAACCUGAGCUGAAGAUCAUACUAGUGCUGUGAUGUAGAAGGUGAAGGAAACCCUGUCAGUAAAUUUACUUUCACUGAUUACAGGUCCUGUUAUUCUUUAAAGGUAGCAGUUUUCCACUUCCCGUCCUUCCAUGCCAUGUAAGAUGGGGAAAAUGUUUUUAUUUAUUUAUGUAUAUAACAAAAACCUUCGAUGCUGAAGCUUCUUUUAACGUGGCAAGCCCUACGGUGCGUUGAAAAAUUAGUUUCCCUUUUACAGAUUCUGUUUGCCAUCUUGAAAUGAUUUAAUUUAUCAAGAGGAAAAAGCUGGCUCUUUGUGAAGUAUAACUGCCACUCUUGGCGGCAGCAACUGCCAUCAAGCAUUUGUGCAAGCAGUUUUUUUUUUGUUUUUUGUUUUAUAUAGCUGUGGAGGAUUUUGACCUACUCUUUGCAGAAUUUCUUCCUUUCAUCUUCAUAUAAGGUGUUUGGUCAUGAACGGCCUGCUCAAUAUCACGCCACCACUUGCUGUUGUGAUUCUGAUCAUUAGUCCUGCUGCAUAGCACGAGUAUGUUUGAGCUUAAGGACACAAACUGCUGGCCAGAUCUCCUUUGGGAUUUCGCUGUGGAGACCCAAAUUCAAGGUUCUAUCAAUUACAUUAAGUCGUCCAGGUCAGGAGAUCACAGUAGUGUGAUGUAGAAGGUGGAGAAAAUUUCAGUAAAGUUAUUUUUGCUGUAGUCAUCUUCCUGACCUUUCAUGUCUCCUAAGAUUGGAGAAAAUUGUGGUGUUUUUGGUCAGCAGUAGUUCUGGCCUUGGAAGUGUCCAAUAGAGGUCCUUUUUGCCCCAGUCUCUUUCUCGUUGUUGAAUUUUGAUCUUCACUGAUGCAAGCGAAGCCUGCAGAGAUUUAGAUGUUCUACGUUCUUCUGUAGGCUUCUGUAAUGAGUCACUGAUGUGCUCCUGGUGGCCAGCCUGUGCAGAUUUACCACUCAUCCAGGUUUGCUCCAUUUGUGGUUAAUGGUUAUCACUGGUUCCAACAGUUUCCAGACUGAUAGAUGUUGGUGACUUUGUUUCUUAAGAUCUGGGUAUAAUGUAUACCUUUUUGGUGAUAUUUUGGCCUACUCAAUGUUAUCAGACAGGUUCUGUUUAGGUGAUAUCUUGAAUUUAUGGGUCUAGCGGUAUUUGGCCCUGUAUCGGGCUACAGAACCUGAAACAAAAAACGGGGCUGAUCUAAUUCAUGAUUUAACAACGAGGGCAGUUAUACUUUCACACAGAGCCAUGUUGGUUUACAUGAAGAAGCCUAAUAUUUAUAGAAAAUCCACCAGAAAUUCAAACUUUUGCACCUUUUUUUAAUAUAGUUUUAAAAACUUGUUUAAGUUGUUUGAUCGUUCCACUUCGGGAUUUAAAUGCCAUACACUGAAAAGACGUCAACAGGUUAUCUAGAUGCAUCAGCUCCAGCAGUUGCAGAUUCACUGAUGCAACCUCUGAGUUUUUGAGCUUAGUAUUUCUGACCUGUGAGCCUCCAAUUCUGCUCAGUAUUUCCCCAAACAUCUGUUUGUUCCUGUUUUGAUGUCAAAGGGAGAAAAGUGUCUGAGAAAGUCGUUGUUUUAAGUGCUUCAGAUUGUUGUAGCUAUGAGGAAAAGCUGAGCGGUGUCACUUUGUUGCAUUACUGUUAACCGCUGUUGUUUGGAUCAAAAUAGAUGCAAACACGGAUAAAUAAAGUAUAUGUAUUUGUGAGACGGCAAUUCCAUGCUGCAAUAAAUUAUUUUUGUUAAGAGGAACUGGUGCAUUAAUGGUUCUUGGGAAAACAAGUGAUAUUUGACUUUUGGAAACAUUUAAAAAACAUUUAUAACUGAAUAUGGCUCAACUUUGUUGCUUUCAAGACCAGUCCAAUAUAUUAUUGGGUGUUUUAUAAUGAACUGAUGCACCAAAGUUUCUUUUUUUUUUUAUUUGCUGACAUUCACAGUAGUCCUAUUUUUUUAAAUUUUUUUUUUUGGUAUGUGUCGUUAAAUUCAAACAUCACUACUAAAACAAAUGACGAAGCAACGCAAACGCAACACCUUAUUUUGCUCUUUCUGCACCACAGUUUUGGAAACCGAUGGAAGUGAAUCUGAACUCAUCUAAUUUAUUGUAAAACUAAAUUUGAGAACAAAUUUGCUGCACUGGGAUGUAGCUACUUUUGCAAAACCGAACAUGUUUCAACCUUCCUGUCAGUGACGGAGAAAGUCGCUGGUUGCCAUGGGGAUUCCCGCUGUUUCUAGUGGGCAGCGUGAGCAGGGAGCCCACAGUAACAUCUUUCUGUACAGAAACUAGCGAUUGUCCUGAAUCAAUUUUUUACUGGGAGUUGCAGAACUGUGUAGUAGCCACAAUAGAAAACCUUUAUGUACCUGCACUGGAGGUUUGAUUUGUCUGAAACACCAAAAUCGACCAUUUAAAUAAAAAAGGUGAUAUUCUGCUUCUUGAUGCAGUUCCCAUUAACGGACAAUUUAUAAAUCUACAUCUAAAGGCAAUGGAGCAUUUUGAGAAAUUUCUGUACUAAUGUUUAAUUCUAUUACCAAACUGCACUGUAGAAAAUACAGCGAGAGAAAACAUUUUCUCAGACAUCCCUGCAUUUCGGUUCCUUGGGAUUAAAACUGCCAUAAAACACAAAACAGGCGUUUGAAUUUUUAACAUCGCCUUUUUAUAUCGUUCUAUUGAAUGAAAUUAUGCUCCAUAUUAUUAAUAUUCAGUUACACAUUUUCAUCAAAUAUAUUUUCAGUGGCACGUCUUCUACUUAAAAAAAGUAAAACAACCUAACGAUGAGCUCUAAAUGAUUUUAUUUACAGUUCCAGUCCUGCAGGUCUGUAAAAACUCACAUUUCUGUACAACUAGCAAACAAAACAUUUAUGGACUCAGUUCUGGGAAAAUCAUUUUAAACAAAAAUCCACAGGUGAUUUUUAUUUUAUUUUAUUUCUUUUUCCAAGCAGCAAAAAUCCCAGUUCUUCCAUCUUUUUUUUUUUUUUUUCCUUGGGAUUCUUGUUGGGGUUCCAGUUUUGGUCUCUUCUGCAACAAAUCGCACACAUUGGGUUGACACUCAUGAAACCCUCAAGUUUAAACUCAGGGGUCCUCCUUCAACCAAAUCCACAAACAUUUAUGUGAAGCCAGGUCCAGAACUAGGACUGGUACUGUACAUUACAAAAUAAAAUACAAACACUGAUUAGGUGUUUACAUCAAGUUCUGUCCAGUUCAUUUGGUUCUUCUUAACAGAAUCUCAUUCAGUUUUCAAAUCCCCCAAAAACUUCACACUUUUAUUUAAUCACAAAAAUAACAUCUGGACCCAUCUUUAAAAGGGCACAACAGUAAACUCAGAAAUAUCGAAACUGUGCUGGAUCAGAUUUAUUCUGGGUCCACAUUUAAACCCCACAAUUUGGUACUGAUCCUUUUUCUUUAAACCCCUGAAAACAUUUGUAGAUCUCAUGUUUUCUAGUCUCUGCUCACAUUUAGAGGAAGAACCAAACUCUGUCUCAGAGUUCUUACAACUUCUGAGUCCAGACGGAUGUUUG